Messenger RNA from Prunus armeniaca (apricot), 423 nucleotides. Lineage: Eukaryota; Viridiplantae; Streptophyta; Magnoliopsida; Rosales; Rosaceae. The record is from the annotation of a GenBank genome assembly.
AUGGCAGGGGGAGAAACUUUGGGGGAAACUCCGGAUUCUCAGGAAGAUAGCGUAAGGGAUGUCAAUCCCCUCCCUGAUUCCGCGUCAACCAAUCAUGGCGGCCUUGAUGUCUAUCACUCCACACGAUCCCCUUCCUACCCAUGUAUCCCAGAUUUGAACAUGAUUGCGGAUGAUAGGGUGGCUGACUUUCAGGAAUUCCUACCUAUUAUUCCUUAUUGUGAUAGAGGGUCAGAGAACAAUAAUUCCUUGAGAGUUGACUUCCCCUCCCAAGAUGUGCAUGCAAUUAAUUUGGUUAGCACCCCUGUCUACUCUCCAAUUAGGGGCACAAUGGAGCAAUUUGAGGAUGUGGUAGUUAGGUCAUCGCAUGAGCCAGCCAAACCCCAUGUGCCCGAUUAUACCACUGGACGCUUUGGGUCAAACUAG